Hibiscus syriacus is the source of this 684-nucleotide messenger RNA. Its product is annotated as gibberellin-regulated protein 14-like. The coding region runs from base 23 to 496 and encodes 157 amino acids. NCBI's taxonomy places the organism in Eukaryota, Viridiplantae, Streptophyta, Magnoliopsida, Malvales, Malvaceae. The transcript is spliced from 3 exons. The record is from RefSeq and is a predicted model, not a curated record.
UAAAAAGAGUGAGCAUUCAGAAAUGGCUUCCAAAGCUCAGUUAUUUCUAUUGGUUACCCUUCUGCUGCUUGCUACACAGGUUUCAACUAAUGAGAGUGAAGAGAAGAUUGAGAUGAAAUAUGUUAAAGUACCUGAACCAGCAGCUCCAAUCCCAGUGAAGCCACCCUCACCAACACCCCCAGCUCCUGCACCACCAGUCAAGGCACCAACUCCACCGUAUAAACCUACAACUCCGGCACCUCCAACUACAACUCCUCCUCCCCCUUACAAACCACCAAGUCCACCACUUCCACCGGUUAAAACAAGGAAGGAUUGCAUCCCUUUAUGUGGAGAAAGGUGCAAAUUACACUCAAGGACAAACCUAUGCAUGAGAGCUUGCAUCACAUGCUGCGAUAGAUGCAAAUGUGUUCCACCGGGGACGUAUGGGAACCGAGAGAUGUGUGGGAAAUGUUACACUGAGAUGAAAACCCACAACAAUAAGCCCAAGUGCCCUUGAAACACACACACACUCUUCUUGGGGUUUCCUAUUUGGUUUCAAGCUUAAACAGCUUCAAGUAAUAACUACUUAGAGAGUGGACAAAAUUGAUGAUUUUUCUUGUAAUGUGUUCUUAGAAGGUAUUUGCAUUAUCGAAUUGAAAGGUUGAAUUAAUAUUUUCUUAUAAGAUAUAACGGAAGUGUUUUUCG